CGGCCGCCGGGGGCGGGAAGGGGCGGCCCCCGCACCGCCCUAUAACUCCGCUUGUGGCCGGCUGGCCGGGGAGGUAGCGGUUCCUCACAGCCGGGAUGCAGCGAACACUGGGCAGAGCCCUGACCGCCCCUCAGCCCCAGGAGCGCCCCCCGGCCUCCGCCGGCGGCUGUAAGGCCUCCACCGAGGCGCGGGUGCUGGUCAUCAACACGGGCGGCACCAUCGGCAUGGUGCAGGACGUCAAGGGACUUGCUCCUGAGGCCAAUAAGUUAGUGAGCAGCUUGAAGACAAUGCCAAUGCUGCAUGACGAAGCAUAUGCCCAAGAAACAAAAUUUGACAACUUCCACGAAUUUCCUGAAAACACAUUGGUGCUCCCUGUCUCUAAGCAAAACAAAAGAAUUUUCUACACAAUCCUGGAGCUGUCACCACUACUUGAUUCUUCGAACAUGACGCCAGAGGAUUGGGCCAAAAUUGCAAAGAAACUUGAGGAGCACUAUGAAAAGUACGAUGGUUUUGUGAUCCUUCAUGGCACUGAUACGAUGGCAUAUACAGCUUCAGCCUUAUCCUUCAUGUGUGAGAAUCUGGGUAAAACCGUUGUUCUGACAGGAUCACAGGUGCCCAUAUAUGAGUUGCAGAAUGACGGCCGAGCCAACCUUCUGGGGGCGCUGCUCUUUGCUGGGCAAUUCGUGAUUCCUGAGGUGUGCCUGUAUUUUUAUAAUAAACUGUACAGGGGAAAUAGGGUGACUAAGGUGGAUGCUGGGAGUUUCAAUGCCUUUUCCUCACCUAACCUGCCUCCACUUGCAAAUGCUGAGGUUGAUAUUACAAUAAACUGGGAAACAGUGUGGAGAGCCAAUACCAAAAAGAAAUUUCGAGUUCACACCAAUAUGAACAGGAACGUUGGGCUUCUGCGAAUCUUCCCAGGAAUCACUGCUGCUGCUGUAAAAGCGUUUCUUCAGCCUCCAAUUGAAGGCAUUGUACUUGAAACAUAUGGAACUGGCAAUGCCCCAAAUAACAGAGAAGACUUGCUAGAGGAACUCAAGAAAGCAACUGGACGAAAAGUAGUGAUUCUAAACUGUACCCAGUGCUUACGAGGGUCUGUUACAACAGUCUAUGCAACAGGGCAGACUCUCGCUGAUGUUGGAGUAAUUCCUGGAGGUGAUAUGACACCAGAGGCUGCCUUAACUAAACUGUCAUACACACUUAGCAAGCGUAAGCUUAGCUGGGAGGAGAAGAGGCAGAUGCUGAGUGAGAAUCUAAGAGGAGAAAUGACUGUUGUACCCACAGGAGCCAAGAUCUCUCUGAGAGAUAGCAAGUUUAUUCAAGCGAUUGCCAGAUCUCUAAGUAUCAGCUGCAAGGAGGAGUUAGAAGCUGUAAGAGAUGCAUUAAUUCCACUUCUGGCUUGUGCUGCAGCGAAACUGGGUGACAUAGAUGCAAUAAGAGCCAUAGCAGAAAUGGGUGGAAACUUGAGCUGUGAAGACUACGAUGGUCGAACUCCACUUCAUAUUGCAGCCUCUGAAGGUCAUUUGCCAUUAGUUGAGUAUUUGUUGACAUCUGGUGCAACUGUUUAUGCUAGAGACAGAUAUGGAUCUACCCCACUGAUGAAUGCAAUCAAGUUCAGGCACAUACAAGUGAUCAGUUUAUUACGAGAAACGGGAGCGCACCUUUCAAAACAUGACUUGGAGAACACUGGAGCAAAGCUCUGCAGUCUUGCAGCUAAAGGUGAUGUGGAUGGGCUGAAUGCCUGGUACCUAGCUGGUGCAGAUCUGAGGCAAACUGGCUAUGAUGGCAAAAAUCCCCGACAAGUAGCAGAGGCUACAAGGCAUAAUGAGGUUCUUGAGUUCUUCAGACAGCUUCCGUAAAAGAAGGCUGCAGAAAAUGGUCACUCCUCUUCAGAAAUACCACCUUUGAACCAGAAAUGUUGUUAAGCAGUUAUGGGGAGAAAAAAAAUGGAAAGAAACAAUGCUAGUGGCAUAUGGAGCUUACAGGGCUUAGAAAUAUUAUUUUUUUAGGAACAUGUUAAGUUCUGAUUUUAUAAAAAUGAUUUUCUGCUUUAUCUUUUUAUUUUUUUAAGAAAAAUAUAAACAAUUGAGGCUGGAAUGUAUUGUCUUUACUGUUCAACUUCUGUUUUUAGACCUCUUGAAUCUUCUUCACAUCUUUGAAUCAUUGUUAAAUCACUGUGGACAGUUAAAUCUUACAUUAAAUCACUGUGGACAGUAUUGCAGGCAUAGCAAAAGGAUAUGAUGUGGUGAAUUCAUACCAAUAGAAAACAGUGCAUUGUAGGUUUCUGUGUUUCAACUAAUAAAAAUCUCUGAGGAACAA
Messenger RNA from Cygnus atratus (black swan), 2316 nucleotides. RefSeq names its product asparaginase (gene ASPG). Gene Ontology annotation, molecular function: asparaginase activity; protein binding. Lineage: Eukaryota; Metazoa; Chordata; Aves; Anseriformes; Anatidae. Gene Ontology annotation, biological process: amino acid metabolic process. The transcript is spliced from 16 exons. The record is from RefSeq and is a predicted model, not a curated record. The coding region runs from base 96 to 1856 and encodes 586 amino acids.